GUACAUAAAAUAACCGUAAUAAGUUAAAUUCGUGAUAGUUGGUAGUACAUUUGAAAAUUAUCAGCUUUGAUUAUGUACUUAUAGUUUAUUCUGUGUAAAAGAUUUGAAAGAAUUAUUCAAAAAAAAAUGGCGAAUAAAAAGAGUAAUAAACUUUCUGAUAAACUAAAUGAUAUUUUUUAUAAUGUUCAAUUUAAUAGGACUUCUCAUAAACGUUAUAUAAAGCAAUUAACGAGUAUCAAAGAAGAAUACGAGGAAGAGCUGUUCCUAAAUGAAUUUAUUAGCUGCUUGAAAGUACCUCUUGCUACAGAUAAAACUCAUCCUUCGAUUGAUAAUACUUUAGAAUUUGCCGCUAAAUUUGCUGUUAGUUCUUAUCCAUUUGAUAAGGAUUCAUGCGAAAGCAUGCCUCCAUUUUUAGAAAAUUUAUUUACAUUUAUAUUGGAGCAUCUCAAUGCCAAGCAUUCUUACAUUAGAUUUCAUCUAUGCCAUUUUUUAAAUAUGUUAUUAAAUUCGAUGGGCGAACACGCCUUUCUAGAUGAUACACUUUGCGAUAAAAUAAUUGUUAAUAUGAUGGACCGGUUGCUGGAUGUAUCGCACAAAGUUAGAGCACAAGCUAUUUUUGCUUUGCAUAGGCUCCAAGAUCCAUUAGAUGAAAAUUGUCCUGUCAUAAAAGUGUACAUUUUUCAUUUAACCAAGGAUCCUAACGUGCAUGUUCGUAAAGCAGUAUUACGGAGUAUGGCUAAAAAUCAGAAAACGUUAUAUGCUGCUUUAAGUAGAAUUAGAGAUGUCAACUAUAUAGUAAGAAAAAUGGCUUAUGAUUUUAUCAGUAAAGUAACUAUUAGAUCUUUGAAGAUCAAACAAAGGAAUCAAUUGUUGAACGAAGGACUUAAAGAUAGAUCCGACGUUGUUAGAGAAUAUGUUAAAACUGUAUUAUUACCUACAUGGUUGCGUUAUUUCAAUGGAGAAUAUAAAGAUCUGAUUAAAGCAAUAGAUGCAGAAAUUGGAACUGAUGUAUCUAUUUUAGCACUUAAUAUACUCUUUAAAAAUGCAGCACCGGAUCAAUUAAUCGUUCAAGUACCAAUCGAUGAAACUACUAAACUUAUACCAGUCGAAAAGUUGUCAAGCGAGAAUUCCUUAUAUUGGAGAUGCGUUGCUAAACAUUUUCAUACUAUAUCUUGUUUUGAUCUUUUGGAAAGAAUUUUACCUGAAUUAUCCAAUUUUUGCAAAUAUAUUAAUGAUUUUCUAACCAUGAUGUCUUCUAAAUCGUUUGAACAAUGGGAGAAACGAACACACCAAUUUAUUCUUCUUCAACUUUUUGAGAUUAUUAAAUUUUUUGAUUUAUCGGAUGAAGCAGGAAGAAAUAAUUUAAGAGAAUUAAUAUUAAAUGUCCUACUGACAAACCAUUGCUCUGAAAAAAUAAUUGAAUGCGUUGUUAAGUAUUUCGAGAAUGUGGUACCUGAUGUGAAUCAAAGAAUUGAUCUUUUAGCAAAUACAAUUCAAACACUCAGAAUGCCAAUGAAAGAUUCUAUGGAAAUUGUACCAGAAAUAUCUGCCAAAGAAAAACAUCAAAAUGAUAUGGAAAGAGCCAGAUUACGAGUACAAAUCUUAGACCUUCAAGAAGAAGAAUAUACAGCUAUUCAAAAUAAAGAAUAUUUGAAAGCUGAGCAAAUCAAUGAACAACGAAAUAAAAUAGAUCAAGUUUUAAUGAAAAUGAGUGAGACACCAAAACCUUGUAUUACGAUCAAUGACUGUGUUAUCGAAAAGGAAAAAAACGAUUCCGAAACGAUGAUCAAAUGUCUCAGCAUCAUGUGCUCUAUGAUGAGAGCUAAAUCGAUCAAAACUUUAGUUACUACUCUUAGAUGCCUUCUGAAUGUAGCCAUUUCAAGUUUGGAUCAUCCAAACGAUAGGGUCCAUGUAUUAGCAUUGGAUGCUUUGGGAAUUUUUUGCAUAUUAGAUAAGGAAUUAGCUAGAAAACAUAUCUUUACAUUUUUAUUACAAUUUUCAUUGGAACAAGAAAAACAAGACAUUUGGGUUAUCACUUUAAAAGCUCUUUUUGAUCUUCUCACAUGCUACGGAGUUGACUUUUUUGAUAUAAAAAAAGUUAAUAACGAUGAUAGUGCUAAUCAAUCAAAUAAACGUAAUAAAAAUAUUAAGUUAUUUGGUCGAAAAGAAGAAGAAGAAGAUGGAGAACUUACUGAUUGUACCAGUCAGUCUAUUAAUCAAAUACAAAAUCCUGAUAUAAUGAAAAUUUUAAUCGGAUUAUUGGAUAACGCGAAUCAAGAUUUAAGAAAUGUCGCUACGGAGGGAUUCUGUAAAUUAAUUAUAAAUUUACGGAUAAGCAAUUGCUCCUUUUUGUUGUCGCGUAUAAUAGUAAUGUAUUUUAAUCCAGCUAACUCCGAUGACGCUUAUCUCUGUCAAUGCAUAAGCGGCUUUUUCGAACUAUUUUUAAAGAAGGUACCUACAAAUCAAGAACUGCUGGAAGAAGCAUUCUUCCCGACAUUAAAAAUCAUUUCCAACGCGCCCGAUAUUAGUCCUCUUCAAGAAAUAAAUCUUUACGAAGUAGCUGUGUUUAUUUUGAAAUUAACCAGUAUUAGAGGUGACAGAUCCAACAUGAAUACAUAUUGUGUACAUAAUAAUUUGGCAUUUGCUAUACUUGCUGAAAUUCUUAAUUUGGAUAGUAAAAUUAACAAGGAUGUCCUCAUUAAGUGCUUAAAGCACUUAGAUAUACAAAUAGAUGACAAAUUAUCACAGAAAAAUUUAAAAGAUGGUAUCGAGAAAGUUUUAUUGUUGGUAAAGAAAUUCGACAAGCGAUUAAUAAGUUACGUAGAGAGGUUUAAGAACAAAUUUUACCCGAAUAAUUCUGUCGUAGAACCGCAAAUGGAGGAAACAGAAACUGAUGAUUCAGAUACAGAAGAGUGAAUGAAAUUAUUUGUAGAAAUAUUUAAUAAGUUUUUUUUACUUUUUAUAUAUAAUAAAAAUGACUG
Molecule: messenger RNA, 2981 nt
Organism: Polistes dominula (European paper wasp)
Lineage: Eukaryota; Metazoa; Arthropoda; Insecta; Hymenoptera; Vespidae
Gene: Cap-G
Product: Chromosome associated protein G
Biological process (GO): mitotic chromosome condensation
Cellular component (GO): condensed chromosome; cytoplasm; condensin complex
Source: RefSeq, a predicted model, not a curated record